CAAAAACAUUUUCGUUUUGGGUCAAGAACUAUAGACUGACAAAACUGCAGUAUGUGAAACACAAGUGUGUCAUGUGCAGUCUGUUUAGAAGGAACAGAGGUGACGUGAGUCUAACUCUAAUGUCCGGCAGGAUGGCUGCUAUUUCUGAGGUUAUUUUAACACAGUAUUAAACCACAAAGAGGAAACUGCAGCAUCAGCUACAGAUCUGCUGCAGAGAAGAAAAGCCUCACACGACGUCUGCCUGCUGACAGAGAACGACACAAAAUGUCUCUGCUGGGAUUAAUCUUUUUUUCUGUGCUUCAGUUUGAAGGCGUCAGUGGAGAAGUAAAAUAUCUCUACAGCAGAGCUGGACAUUAUGUCAUCCUGUCCUGUGGCAGAGCAUCAUCCUCUGAUCCAACAUGCUCUCAUGUUACAUGGCUGUAUGACAAAGAUCGACCUCAGACUUUCACUGAAGUUUCAGGAGGAAAAGUUAAGCUGGACUCAGUCCGAGCUGUCAGGUUGAGUCUGGACUCUUCCUGCUCUUUGAUCAUUAAAAACAUCACUGCUGAGGACGCUGCUUUCUACACCUGUCGACAGGGGGACUACGCUAAUUAUAGAGAUACAUCUACAUAUCUAAGUGUUCUGACAAUCUCUCCAUCUCCACCAGACGCUGAUCCAAAGAGGGACGCUGAAGUCACAUUAGAGUGUUCUCUGUUCAGACACAUUGAUCUCCAUCACUGUCCACAGAACAGCAUCCGCUGGAUGGAUGAGACAAGAACUGUGCUGCUUGGUGAAGGUGAAGGGUACAAGUUCCAUGGACAGAAGAACUGUGUGUCUUCUCUCACUGUGAAGCGUCAGAGUGGCCACAACAGGAGAUACACCUGUCAGGUGGUUGAUGAGGAGAACAAUGUGGAGAUAGAAGCUGAGUACACACCUGUCUUCACAGGAGACCAUCAGUCAGACACACCUGGUCCAGAUUCCACAAAUGUCCCUCUGAGCUCCAUCAUGUCGACUCUGAGAGUUGCAGGACUGAUCCUGAUGAUUGUCAUCACUGUUCUUGUCAUCAGAGGCACAAGGAGCAGAAAACCACCUGAUGAUGACAAAAAUGUGUGUACGGAUGGUGAUGAAGUCAGCUAUGAAAAUGAUGAAGCACGUCCUGCUGCGACCAGACUGGACUGAUCAGCAGCUUCCACACCGACGUCAACAUCAUCCUUCAUGACUAACCCAAGCUUUGAGUUAAAGUGAUCGUCCUGUGUUUGGGAUACACUGUUUGUUCAUUUCACAGCUUAAAUGAUGUAAAAACUUUCACUGUUUCCAUUCCAACAACAAGCAGCUGUUCUGUAGUUUCAGUUGAUAAAAGAUUCUCAUUUUUAUCAGUGUUUUUCAGAUAAGUGGCCAGAAUAACUGUUGGUAAAGUACAUUUCUACUAAACCACAAACAUGUUGAAACUUUACAUUUCUUUGUGGAGCCACUUUGAGUUUCUCUUUGUUCAGUUUUCAGUUGUGACAAUGCUGUGUUAAUGUUCUGGUUAGGUUCAGGUACAAAACCCACCUGGUCAGGGUUAGGAAAACAUCUCUAUCACUUCAAACACAGCCACAAAUUGUCCUGAUGUCACCAACACGUCUCCAAAUUGUCCCGACGUCUCAUUAAAAAUAUCUGCUGUUGUUUCCAGUAACACGGCUGGAAAAUGUCCCAAACUCUUGAAACGCUGUCCUGCUUUCAAACAUGAGCUUCAUUGUGCUGUGCUGUACCCGAUUUAAUGCCUUUUUUAUCACAAUGUUUGAGUUUCUUAUUUCCAUAUUAGCCCUUCUAUGGACGGGUGCUGUGAAUCAGCGUCUGCAACAAACACUGUGAUUCUUCAUCAGACAGCUGCUUCAGUUUGUCUGUGUAUAUUGUAUCUGUCCCUGCACCAUAAAUAAUAAAGUCAUAUGAGACAACCUGC
Messenger RNA from Acanthopagrus latus (yellowfin seabream), 1921 nucleotides. RefSeq lists its product as uncharacterized. The record is from RefSeq and is a predicted model, not a curated record. Gene Ontology annotation, biological process: T cell activation; positive regulation of ERK1 and ERK2 cascade; interleukin-15-mediated signaling pathway. Gene Ontology annotation, cellular component: membrane raft; external side of plasma membrane. Gene Ontology annotation, molecular function: MHC class II protein binding; protein tyrosine kinase binding. The coding region runs from base 265 to 1158 and encodes 297 amino acids. The transcript has 6 exons. Lineage: Eukaryota; Metazoa; Chordata; Actinopteri; Spariformes; Sparidae.